This is a messenger RNA of Striga asiatica, 549 nucleotides long. The record is from the annotation of a GenBank genome assembly. NCBI's taxonomy places the organism in Eukaryota, Viridiplantae, Streptophyta, Magnoliopsida, Lamiales, Orobanchaceae.
AUGAAUUCUAUUGCUCAAAGUUGUUUGAGUUUUCAUAAAUUUUACAAGGGCUUAAUUAGAAAGAUUGGAUUUUUAAUUCGUUUGGAGUUUUCAUUACCAGCAGAUGUCUUCCGAGUUUAUAUUAGUGCAGUGGAUGUGGAGAUUUCAGUAGGUUCCACUUCCCCCAAUUGCCUGACCUGUGUUCAUUGUCAGAGAGAUUGGAAGAAAGAAGCCAGGUAUGCCCACAUGCACAAGAAACAAGAAUCGUGUUCAAUUGGUCUUGGUAGUAACCCUGGGAUUGAAGCUCCUACUAAAAACUCGCUUUCGUUUAAUUUGGGGCAAAGCAGAUUUACCAGUACAGCUGAGUCGGCGACAUUAGAAAGCAGAGGCAAGAAACAAGAAGAAUUUGGACAAUUGGUUGUCGAGAGAGAGCUUCCUAUCCCUGAACACAAGGAUAUUUAUCACCUGACUAGAGAGAAUGGAGCAUCUGACAUGUCUUCACCUGAGGCUGUUAUAAGUUGUGAUGAGGAGAGGCUGAAACUGGGGAAAGAGGCCGAACCAUUGGCUUGA